Messenger RNA from Spinacia oleracea (spinach), 1438 nucleotides. Its product is annotated as ribosome biogenesis protein BRX1 homolog 1. Gene Ontology annotation, molecular function: rRNA binding. Gene Ontology annotation, biological process: ribosomal large subunit assembly; rRNA processing. Bases 124 to 1098 code for a protein of 324 amino acids. Lineage: Eukaryota; Viridiplantae; Streptophyta; Magnoliopsida; Caryophyllales; Amaranthaceae. The transcript has 8 exons. Gene Ontology annotation, cellular component: nucleolus. The record is from RefSeq and is a predicted model, not a curated record.
UAAAACCCUCGUCGCCAAAAUCAACAAUUAGAAUUAGGGUUUUAGCAGAGCUCUAACAAGAACACCAGGCUCAUUUCACAAAACUCCAUUAGAGGAGAGAGAAAGAAAGCUCAGAAUCUGCAGAUGGGUAAGAAGAGAAAGCACGUUGAAACCCUAGCUGCUGAAGCAGCAGCAGCAGAAGCGAAGAAAAACGACGUCGCACCAGAGAGGCCGAAGAGGACAUUGGUUGGGUGGAAGGACAAACCUCAGGAAGAUGACGAGGAGAGAGAAAAUGGAGGCGAGGCUCAUCCUCGUGUUUUCCGUAACAAAGAGAAGGUCCUCAUUACUUGUUCCCGUCGAAUAAAUUUCAGGUAUCGACAUUUGAUGUUGAAUGUGGCGUCGCUUUUGCCGCACUCAAAGCGAGAUAACAAGGUCGAAUCGAAGGAGAGCAAAGGGGCAACUUUGAAUGAGCUUGUUGAGCUUAAGAACUGCUCCUCCUGCUUGUUUUUUGAGUGCAGGAAACAUAAAGAUCUAUACUUGUGGAUGGCCAAGAGCCCAAAUGGUCCAUCAGUUAAAUUUUUGGUCAAUGCAGUGCACACGAUGGAGGAAUUAAAGCUCACUGGGAACCAUUUGAAAGGCUCACGACCUCUGUUGACAUUCUCAGCAAAUUUUGACAAGGAACCGCAUUGGAAGCUUUUGAAGGAGCUGAUGCUGCAGAUAUUCCAAAUUCCUAAAGAACACAGGAAAUCAAAGCCUUUUCAUGAUCAUGUCUUUGCCUUUUCAAUUCUCGAUGACCAUAUUUGGUUUAGAAACUACCAGAUAACUGUUCCUCAUAAUGAACCAACAAAAAUGGACAGAGGCGGCUUGGACAAGAUGACCCUUACAGAGGUUGGUCCAAGGUUCUGUUUAAAUCCCAUCAAAAUAUUUGGUGGAAGCUUUGGAGGUCCAACUUUGUAUGAGAAUCCCUUUUAUAUUUCACCAAAUCAGAUACGAUCUUUGCAGAAGAAAAAGAAGGCUGGCAGAUAUGUUCAGAAAGUUAAAGCAAAGACUAGGAGGAAAAUGCAUGAGAUGGCGAACCCAAUGGAGCGUGAUGAGCUGGCAGAUAUGUGGAAAGAGUAGUGAUAAUCUACUGCAGAUAAGUUUUGCUGUGGUCUUAGAUAAACAAAGAUCAUCAUAUACAAUAGCAAAUGACAAUUCUUCCCUUGUCAUCUGUUUUUACUGGAAUACUGGAGCAUUUUGACAUAGUUGGAAGUUCAUUACCUUAUCCUAUUGUACUUCCAUUAGAAGGGUGAAGCCGGGAGAGUUUUUCCAGUUACAGUAAUGGGGAAAGAAUGCAGAGACAUGCAGUCGAGUUAGGUUCUGCAAAUUAUGUAUGGAUUUUACUUUUUUUUGUAACAAGAUUUCGACUUUUGUGUAGCAAAGUGUGAUGCCAUAAUUUUUAAAUGUUCAGAAUUUGUUA